Rangifer tarandus platyrhynchus (Svalbard reindeer) is the source of this 360-nucleotide messenger RNA. The record is from the annotation of a GenBank genome assembly. Lineage: Eukaryota; Metazoa; Chordata; Mammalia; Artiodactyla; Cervidae.
AUGAAAUUGUUUUACCUGUUAACCAUCACUGAGCACACUCUCCCUCUGGGCUCUCUUCCUGCUCUACCAGACUCUGCUGCUUUCCAGUUCUCCAUUGCUCCCAAGAGACUACCAACUGGGGAUGAUGAGGUUGGAGCAGCUGGCUCCUGGCAGCCUUUCUUGUCUGUUUCCUGUCAGUGUGAUCCCAGGUUCUCUCCUUCCUGUCCCACCAUCCCUCCACAGGGCAAUGAGAAGGUGAAAUCAUUUUGGGAAGAGAGGGCUGGAUGGUGGUGGAGAGGACUUCCUGAAGCGUCUCAGCUCUGUGCUGAGGUUCCAGACUUAGAAACAAACCCUCUGUACAGAGGGAUUUGUGGUGAGUGA